Messenger RNA from Heterobilharzia americana, 3110 nucleotides. NCBI's taxonomy places the organism in Eukaryota, Metazoa, Platyhelminthes, Trematoda, Strigeidida, Schistosomatidae. The record is from the annotation of a GenBank genome assembly.
AUAGACACUGGGAAACAGGGCAUUUUAACUUGAAGGUCUGUCAGGGGGACACUGGCAAGAACAAUUGGUCGAUUGGUGUGAAUAUUAUUCCUGGCUCAGUAAAAAUGUCUAUUCAGCCUCAAUCUGUGGACAGUUCAGAUGACCAUAAAAAAACCGAUCUUGCUAUUAAAUUACUGCCUACCAUUGCUCGUGCAGUCAAAUUGUCUCAAGAGUUUCCUGUGUCAGAUACUCCUGCUUACAUCUAUUACAAUGAUUUUCCUCAAUACAAAGCUGUCGCAGCUGGACAGUCCAGGAAAAUCCUUUCGAUUCUACAGAAUGUUAUGGAUAUUUUAGACGCUAAGGCUAAUGUCUUAGAUGUUCCAGUGACCAAGAGCCUACAAGAAAAAUUUACAUCGAUUGUUGACGCUAAUGACCGAAUACUUGAAAGACUGGCAAUGGCUAUGGACUUUGAAGAAGAUCCUCAACGUAAAGAGUUCUUCAUGAAAACAAGAGCAGAAGAUUUGGUAGUUGCCGUCCAUCGAAAAAAUACAACAUCUCUCGAAUGGUUGAAGUCUAAAAAUUCAUCAGAAGCUGAUGCAGAAAAGAUUGGUCUUUCUGAAAAUUCACUGAAACUUUUAUCCUCUAAACAUAUUGUCAGACCACAAUCGUUUUUUUCAACGCCACCAGAUAACUCGCGCUCACCGUUUCGACCCAUAAUAAAAUCAAAGCCGAAUUGCAUCGUACCACUUUCGGAAUCUUUAUUCAAAGACGAUGAUGAGUCGGAAGAGUAUCCCCAUCCAUAUCAAGCAGAAUUGAAAGCCUUUUCUAGCAGUGUACCAAGCUGGAAUGCAAUGCUAUUAGAAGAUUUUCCCACUAAACAUAUGGAUGAAUCAUAUCAUUUUGUUGAUAAAUUAGAUGCCCUUCAAGAAACUAUAAAGUCUCUUUCAGCAUGUAAAUAUAUUGCAGUUGACUUGGAACACCAUAACUAUCGUACUUUCUUGGGGAUUACAUGUUUGAUUCAAAUUAGUACGUUGGAUACUGAUUAUAUCAUUGAUGCAUUGACUCUACGAGAUCAUCUGUCAAUAUUGAAUGAAGUAUUCACCGACCCGAAAAUAGUCAAGGUGUUUCAUGGGUCCGAUUCAGAUUUGAUGUGGUUACAACGGGAUUUCGGUGUUUACGUAGUCAAUUUAUUCGAUACAGGUUUGGCUGCUCGCCUAUUACAAUACUGUCGUUUCUCAUUGAGUUACCUGUUACAUCGGUUUGUUGGCGUACAUCCGAAUAAGAAAUAUCAAUUAGCUGAUUGGCGUAUAAGACCGUUACCAGAAGAACUGGUUAAAUAUGCACGAACAGACACACAUUAUCUCUUACACAUUGCAAGUCGGAUGUGCCAAGAGUUACAAGACAGAGAUUUACUGUCGAUUGCUGUUGAACGGGCGAGACAAUUAUGUCUUAAAUGUUAUACAAAGCCUGAAUUCCGUCGACUUGGAUACCUGGAUUUGUAUAGACAAACUGGCAGUAGUAGUUUCAGUCAUCGUCAGCUGUACGCCUUGGAAAAUCUGUAUGCCUUACGAGAUUCGAUAGCUAGACGUGAAGAUGAAAGCAUUCAUUAUGUACUACCAAAUCACAUGUUGAAAGUAAUCGCUGAAGUACUACCUCGUGAAAGCUCUGGUAUAUUUGCAUGCUGUAACCCUAUCCCACCACUGGUGCGUAAAUAUGUUCAUGAUCUGCACAAGAUUGUACUGGAUGCAAGAAAUUUACCUAUUACAGAUCUGCCCCUUACCUCCGACCAACUGGAAGCAUCUGCACAACAAGAUUCGAGACAACAAGAUGACAGACGAUCUUCUUUAAACAUGUCAACAGUGGAAAACUUGAAAUAUGCUCUUCCCCAUGACUAUUCCCAUAGUACGCAAGUGUUUGUAACAGAUUUGAAUAACGUUUCUAGUACAGAAAUACCUCAAAAUGAGCAACCGUCAGUUUUUGCAUCCGCUUUCUUAUCCAAGAAUUUUAUCACACAUUCUGUGAUUAUAGAACAGGAAAGCGAAGAAAAGAAACUGUUGAACGAUGAAUUUUUGGAUCCAAAUCACAUUCUGUUAAAGAAGCUGUUGGCGCUUCUUAAACUGCCAUGCUCGCCGCUUGUUGUAUCUGCUGACCAAUCAUCUGUAAAUACACCUACUUCUGUUCAAAAUGGUGCUUCACAGCAGUCAGAGAUAAUGGAAGACUCUGAUAUAUUGAAUACCACUGAACAUGUGAUUAAAUUGGAUGUUGAUUCAACUUCUGAUGGAUCCUUAUUAAGCGACAACCAGUAUUCAACAACUUCUAAAGCUCGACCAUCCAACGAACUGAAAAGAACCCAUCUUCAUGAAACCAUCUCUAAACCAUCAGUCCAUGAUUACAGCAAUGAAGACGUUAUACUUUUGUGUAAUGAGAAGGUAAAUGCAAAGGCUAAGAAACGCAGAAAAACUCAAGAAAAAAACAACUCAGUAAUACAAUCCGACGAUAAUAGUGUUACUAACCCUGAAUUAGGAGAUGAUAUAUGCACUUCAGUUAAAUGUGAACCAACUCCUGAAUCGUUAGAAGAAUCUACUACUGAUUGUUCAUUCACUAAACCAUCUCAUUCUUCAACACGUGGUUCUGGUAAGAAAAACAAAUCGAAGUUUCGGGAGUUUCGUGUAAGUCGCCCUAAACACCAAACCUAACAAUUACCAGAAGACUACAAAUGUAUAUGAUUAUUUGUAUUUUACUAUUCAAAGAAAUAUCUUGACACACUUGUUCUUUGAUAAAGCAAUAUAAAAAAAACAUCUUUUGAAUCGAUUUACUGUGUUGUUUUCUCUUCGCCAUCAUUUAUUAUCUAACUGACUGUCCCUCUAGGGUAUUCGCACCGCUGUAGAGUUUAUGAUGUGUUCGUUUGAUAAACUGUUCCUAUGUUGUUGCGCACUUCACAGAGGUUUCUUGUUACACUGAAAUUUGUAGAUGUUAGUAAUAUAUUUAUCAACAUUCGAAUGUAUCGGCUGAACUUUUUUAGUUGUCAGUUUUACUUUUAAUCCGCUGCAUUAAUUGGUAAUUAACAUUUUAUACUGCUCUCAAUAAUAAUAAUUAUUAUUAUUACUUGUCUCUUGGGUUCCUAAUGGAAC